Aspergillus puulaauensis is the source of this 1869-nucleotide messenger RNA. Its product is annotated as phosphate transporter. Bases 1 to 1869 code for a protein of 622 amino acids. Gene Ontology annotation, biological process: transmembrane transport. The record is from RefSeq and is a predicted model, not a curated record. Gene Ontology annotation, cellular component: membrane. Lineage: Eukaryota; Fungi; Ascomycota; Eurotiomycetes; Eurotiales; Aspergillaceae. The transcript is spliced from 4 exons. Gene Ontology annotation, molecular function: transmembrane transporter activity.
AUGAGUAAAUUCCGCUCGAGGCUGUACAAAACCGACCGCGCCAGGGACUUUGAGCAUGAGCAGGACCGCCAUGUCCGCACCCGCCAGAUCUACGAGACCAUCGACCGCCAGUCGUUCCAGUGGGUUGUUGUGCUGGUCGCCGGCGUCGGCUUCUUCCUCGACGGAUACACACUCUUCGCAAGCAACAUCGCCCUGCCCAUGAUUGCCUACGUCUACUGGCACGACGAGACCUCCUCGUACCGCUCGACCUGCAUCAACAUCGCUACUCUCGGAGGCACGCUGCUCGGCCAGGUGCUGUUCGGGUACCUGGCGGACCGCAAUGGGCGCAAGAAGAUGUACGGCGUGGAGCUGGCGCUGCUGAUCACGUCGACGCUGGGCGUGGCCAUGUCGUCGAAUGGCGAGCAUGGCAGUAUGAGUGUCUUUGCGUGGCUGAUUUGGUGGAGGAUUAUUGUGGGCAUUGGCGUUGGGGCGGACUAUCCGCUGAGUGCUGUCAUUACAUCUGAAUUCGCUCCCACUCGCCACCGGGCCCGCAUGAUGGCCGCCGUCUUCUUCAUGCAGCCCCUCGGCCAGAUUGCAGGCAACCUGGUCUCGCUGGUCGUCGUCGUCGUCAGCAAGAGACAGGGCUUCGACGACAUCACCCGCACCGUCGACAUUAUGUGGCGCUGGGUCGUGGGCAUCGGCGUCGUCCCUGGCGUGAUCGCAACCCUGUUCCGGUUCUUCAUCCCCGAGAGUCCUCGCUUCCUGCUCGAGAUCGAGGACGACCCCGUCCAGGCCGAGUUCGAUGCCACCACGCUCUUCAGCGACCCGGCCUCCCCCGACAUUGACGACAACCUCAACAACCCUUUCAACAGCAUCAACCUCAUCGCCCCCUGGAACGAAAUCGCCCUGCCCUCGCCCGCCCUCUCUGCCUCGCAGCAGCCCCCCGGCACCACCACCUCUGUCGCCCUGACCCUGCGCUCCAUCGACGAACACUCGCACUCCAAUUCCGCCGCUUCAUUCCGCUCCAACUCCCACGCCCAGUUCAUCCAGCCCGCAACCCUCAACUCCCACUGGCGCCUCACCCACCAAGACAUCAUCCAGUACUUCUGGACAGAGGGCAACUGGCGCACCCUCGCCGCCACCUCCCUCUCCUGGCUCCUCCUCGACUUCGGCUUCUACGGCAUCGGCCUCUCCUCUCCGCAAUUCCUCGCAAAGACCUGGUCCUCCCUGAACCUCUCCGGCCCCGCCCCGCCCUGGAUGACAGACGACACCGGCAGCACAGACAUCUACACCAUGUUCCAGGACACCUCCACCCACUGCCUCAUCAUCCUGAACACAGGCUCCUUCAUCGGCGGCCUCUCCCUCCUCACCGUAAUCCACAAACUCGACCGCGUCGCCCUCCAGAAAUACGGCUUCCUCGCCCUCGCCGCCCACUUCAUCGCCCUCGGCACCAUGUUCAUCACAGUCCACAAAGAGGGACCCGUCGCUGUCGUCCUCUACAUCAUCGGCCAGAUCCUAUUCAACUUCGGCCCCAACGCAACAACAUACAUAAUCCCCGCCGAAAGUUUCCCAACUCGGUACCGCGCCACCUGCCACGGCAUCAGCGCGGGCGCCGGCAAACUCGGCUCCAUCCUGAUCCAGGUUUUCUCGGCGUACUAUAAAUUCGGCACGGGGCCCGGCGAUGACCAGACGAUUCGCCAUGGCUGGAUGUUGAUUGUGUUUAGUGCUUGCAUGGUGAUUGGGGCGGCGGUUACGCAUUUUUGGAUCCCGCCGACCCAGAGGGGGAGCGAUGGGAGGGGGAAGUUUUGGGCGGGGAAGCCUGAGACGCUGGAGACGUUGGGGUUUGGCAGGAGGGGGUGGAAGAGUCGGUUUGCGGGCGUGCGGAGGUGA